AUGUCAGAACCCACCUCAGAACAGUUUUCUCUCUUCAAAGACUCCAUCGCUCGUAGACUGCUCGACCAACCGCAUAUGAACAAUACAUCUUCAGAAUCAUCUGACCUCGACGAUUUCUCGUCUUAUCUCGCCUCCGAAUCAUGGCCAUCUUUCCCCCAGAGCGUUCGAGAAGCAACCUAUGAAUCCAGAUCAAACUUGCCGGACGCAGAAACAAUUUCCCUUGACUCCACCUCGACAUCAUUCGACGACACCCUCAUCUCAUACGGGCUCGCCGCAGACACAGACGAUGCGCAUAAAUUUCUACGGAAAGCCCUUGCGGAUUAUAUCGAGCAAGCGUGUGCGCCGCCUCCUGUCUGGAAAUCAACUCGCGCCACCGAAUGCGAGAUUUGCGAGCGUACGGGUCCUCUAACGUACCACCAUUUAAUCCCUCGCUCGACACAUACGAAGGUUUUGAAGAAAGGAUGGCAUCCAGAAUACAUGCUCAACUCGGUGGCUUGGCUUUGUCGACAAUGUCAUUCGGCCGUUCAUCACGUUGCCAGCAAUGAGGAUCUAGCACGUUACUUCCAUACUGUCGAGCUCUUGUUGGAAAGAGAGGACAUUCAGAAGUGGCGAAAGUAUGCUUCUAAGCAGCGUUUUGGGAUACGAUGGGGUCAACGAUCACCGUCGUGA
This is a messenger RNA of Laccaria bicolor S238N-H82, 669 nucleotides long. RefSeq lists its product as uncharacterized. Lineage: Eukaryota; Fungi; Basidiomycota; Agaricomycetes; Agaricales; Hydnangiaceae. Bases 1 to 669 code for a protein of 222 amino acids. The record is from RefSeq and is a predicted model, not a curated record. The transcript is spliced from 2 exons.